Periophthalmus magnuspinnatus is the source of this 10004-nucleotide messenger RNA. It is a transcript of the gene dnah6, whose product is annotated as dynein, axonemal, heavy chain 6. Gene Ontology annotation, molecular function: ATP binding; ATP hydrolysis activity; dynein intermediate chain binding. The coding region runs from base 105 to 10004 and encodes 3299 amino acids. The transcript has 66 exons. Gene Ontology annotation, cellular component: dynein complex. NCBI's taxonomy places the organism in Eukaryota, Metazoa, Chordata, Actinopteri, Gobiiformes, Gobiidae. The record is from RefSeq and is a predicted model, not a curated record. Gene Ontology annotation, biological process: microtubule-based movement.
CCUCAUUAAAACCUGCUAUUAGCUCAUUGGAAGUGAACAUUCACGAUGCAUCUUGGGCCAAAAAGGACAUAACGGAAAAAUUCAACUCUUCACUAAAGAAGGAUAUGAACGAUCUGAAACAAGAAAUUAUGAAAAUUGAUCAUAAAUCACAGGACAAACAAAUACUGGAUAUCAAUUCAGAUCCUGCCAAAGUGCGGCUGCUUUUGGGUGAAAUCCAGAUUUCUGUAGAUGAGCUUCGUGCCCAAGCAGCCACUUAUAUGUCCUACCAGAAACGAUUUAAUGUGGAGGUGAAGUUUGAGUCUUUGGACAUGUUGACCACAGAGGUUCGGCUGAAGCACCUGCUGUGGGACUCUUUGGAGGAAUGGCAGACUUUACAGGAAAAAUGGCGAAAGAGCUUGCUUUUGGAGCUGGACCUGGAGCUGUUAGCAGCACAGGUUACCAAAUACACUAAAUAUGCAAGCCAGCUGGAGAAGGGGCUGCCAUGUAACAAUUUAGUCCCAACUUUUAAGGAGAAAGUGGAAGUGAUGAAGUCUAGGCUUCCUGUGAUAACUGAUCUCCGUAACCCAUGUAUAAAAGCUGAACAUUGGAAAGCUCUGGGGUAUAUUGUGGGACAAAAUCUGGAGGUGGAGAAGCUUACUAUUGCAGAAUUAGAGGAGCUUGAUCUAUUUAACUAUGGGACAGAGAUACAAGAGAUUUCAGGGCAAGCUUCAGGAGAGGCCUCUGUUGAGACCUUAAUUCAAAAGGUGGAGGAUAUUUGGAAAAAUACAGAAUUCACUGUUCUGUCUCAUGGCGACUCCAAAGGAGUUUUUAUCUUAGGUGGAACUGAUGAUAUACAGAUGGUCCUGGAUGACAGCAUUAUCAAUGUUGGGACAGCUGCAUCAUCUCGCUAUGUGAGUCGUAUCAAGUCCAGGGUGGAGGAGCUGCUGAGACAGUUGCAUCUUUUCAAUCAAACCCUGGAUGAGUGGCUCACAUGCCAAAGAAAUUGGCUGUAUCUGGAGAGUAUAUUUUUAGACCCAGACAUAAAGAGGCAGCUCCCUUCAGAAUCUAAGAUGUUUCUCAAAGUGGACAAGUCUUGGAAGAUGAUUAUGGCAAAGGUAAAAAAGAUGCCUAACGCCCUGAGAGCAGCAACCCAGCCUCAUCUACUGGAGACUUUUAAGGACAACAAUGCCCUUUUGGAUGAAAUACAUAAAUGUCUCGAGGCUUAUCUUGAAUCUAAGAGAGUCAUUUUCCCAAGGUUUUAUUUCUUAUCUAAUGAUGAACUGCUUAAGAUUCUGGCCCAGACGAGAAAUCCUCAGGCAGUGCAGCCCCAUCUUAGGAAAUGUUUUGAUUCCAUUACACGCCUAGAGUUUGCCCUGUUGCCUGAAAAACCUCGAGAUACCACAGAGGGUGAUGUUGAUUCUGAACAAGACACAAUCUAUAGCAAAGACAUCCUGAAAAUGAUCUCACCGGAGGGUGAAAAGGUGUCAUUGACUAAAGGACUUAAGGCGCAGGGCAAUGUAGAAGAUUGGCUGUGCAAGGUAGAGGAGGCCAUGUUUGUAUCACUGCGGCGUCUCAGUAAAGCCGCCAUAGCAGAUUACCAGGUCAAGUCCAGAGAGGAAUGGGUUGUGGCUGGACAUCCGUCACAGGUAGUGCUGACGAUCUCCCAGAUGAUGUGGUGCAGAGAAAUGGAUGCCUGCCUUGAAGGGGACCAUGACCACUUUGCUGCGUUACAGCAGUUUGAACAAACCAACUUCAGUAGGCUGAAUUCUUUGGCAGCUUUAGUAAGAGGACACCUACCAUCUUUACAUCGGAAUAUAAUCACCGCGCUUAUCACCAUUGAUGUUCAUGCUAGAGACAUUGUCACAGAUCUUGUCCGGCAGAAGGUGGACAGUAGGUCAAACUUUGAAUGGCAGAGACAGUUACGUUAUCACUGGGACAUGGAUUUGGACAACUGUGUUGCCACUAUGGCUUUGUCCACAUAUAUUUAUGGUUAUGAAUACCUUGGAGCCUGUCCAAGGCUUGUUAUUACUCCACUUACGGAUCGUUGCUAUUUAUGUCUAAUGGGGGCUCUACAGUUAGACCUUGGAGGCGCGCCUGCAGGGCCAGCUGGGACAGGAAAAACAGAAACCACCAAGGAUCUGGCCAAGGCUUUAGCCAUACAGUGUGUCGUCUUCAACUGUUCUGAUGGAUUGGACUACAAGAUGAUGGGCCGCUUCUUCAGUGGUCUUGCUCAGUCUGGAGCUUGGUGUUGCUUUGAUGAGUUUAAUCGAAUUGACAUUGAAGUGUUGUCUGUGAUUGCUCAACAACUCAUCACUAUUCGAAAUGCUAAAGCCGCAAAGCUGUCGAGGUUUCAAUUUGAGGGAAGGGAGAUCAAACUAGUGAUGACCUGUGCUGCAUUCAUUACCAUGAACCCUGGCUAUGCUGGAAGAACAGAGCUGCCUGACAACCUAAAGGCUUUAUUCAGACCCAUAGCCAUGAUGGUCCCUAAUUAUGCUCUUAUUGCUGAGGUGAUUUUAUACUCUGAAGGGUUCGAAUCAAGUAAGACUUUGGCUAGGAAGAUGACCCAGAUGUAUAAGCUAUGCUCGGAGCAGCUGUCACAACAAGACCACUAUGAUUUUGGCAUGAGAGCGGUCAAAUCUGUGCUGGUGAUGGCCGGAUCCCUGAAGAGGAGCAACCCCCACCUCAGUGAAGAUGUGGUACUUAUCCGAGCUUUGCGGGACUCUAACCUUCCAAAGUUUCUCACAGAUGAUGCCGUCUUGUUUGGUGGGAUCUUAUCUGACCUGUUUCCAGGAGUGACUAUCCCUGAGCAUGAUUAUGGUGUGCUACAUUCUACUAUUCUAGAGUCUCUGGUUAAGCGCAAUUUACAGCCUCUGCCUACCAUGACCAAAAAGGUAAUCCAAUUGUAUGAGACUAUGCUAGUGCGGCAUGGAGUUAUGCUUGUUGGACCGACUGGAGGGGGUAAAACUACUGUCUACACCAUUCUGGCCGACACCCUGAAGACCCUUUACAACUCAGAUUAUAAGAAAAGUAACUCCUUCUACCAGCCAGUCAAGACCUAUAUUCUUAACCCCAAAUCAGUGACAAUGGGAGAACUCUAUGGCGAGGUGAACAAUUUCACUCUUGAAUGGAUUGAUGGUCUGAUGGCGUUGAGUGUCCGUGAUGCGGUUAGCGACACGACUGACGAUCACAAAUGGGUCAUAUGUGAUGGCCCCGUAGACGCCCUGUGGAUUGAAAACAUGAACACUGUGCUUGAUGACAACAAGAUGCUCUGUCUCGCCAAUAGUGAACGAAUCAAGCUCACCCCAUCAAUUCACAUGGUGUUUGAGGUUCAAGAUUUGGCUGUGGCUUCUCCAGCAACAGUCAGUCGUUGUGGAAUGGUAUAUAUUGAUCCAGAUGAGCUCAAAUGGAUGCCUUAUGUUCAGACAUGGAUCAGUGGUCUUGGAGACAAGUUUCCAGAGGUAGUCAGCAAAUAUCUCCUGGGAUUGUUUGAAAACUAUGUGGAGAAGGGUCUUCAGUUUGUAUCAAAAAAUUGUAUACAGGCUAUUUGCCAAGUGGACAUAAGUAAAGUCACCACUCUCUGUGCUUUACUUGAAGUAUUGCUGCUUGGCCAGGACGGACCUGGAUUUACCAUGGAUGCACGUGAUCUCAACAGGGUUAUUUGUCAGACGUUUAUCUUCUGCUAUAUUUGGUCUGUUGGGGGCAAUCUGAUAAGCACAAACUGGGAGUCCUUUGAGGCUUUUGUAAAAGAACAAUUUGCAGGCAACAGGGACGCAGAGAUUCCAGAGUCUAUGGUUCUAUGGAAUGUACACAUGAAUUUUAAGAACAUCCAUCUGCAACCGUGGGACAAGAUCAUUCCUGCUUUUAAAUACAAUUGUGAGCAGCCAUUUUUUGAGAUGCUGGUCCCAACCACAGACACUGUGCGAUAUGGCUAUUUGAUGGAGAAGCUGCUGUCUGUGCAACGCUCUGUACUUUUCACUGGUGAUACUGGAGUGGGGAAGUCAGUUGUUGCUCGAGAUCUACUAAACAGGGUGCAAGAAAAGGAGGGAUAUCUUCCCAUCUUCAUCAACUUUUCUGCUCAGACUUCCUCUGCACGCACCCAAGAAAUUAUUGAGUCUAAAUUGGAAAAGAAGAGAAAAAAUAUUCUUGGUGCUCCAGGUAAUAAAAGAUUGGUAGUCUUUGUGGACGACUUGAACAUGCCUAAGCUGGACAGCUAUGGUUCUCAGCCACCCAUCGAACUCCUUCGUCAGUUCCAAGACUUUUCUGGGUUCUAUGACAGAGGAAAGUUCUUUUGGAAAGAGAUCCAGGACAUGACUAUUUCAGCUGCAUGUGCUCCUCCGGGAGGUGGCCGCAACCCAAUAACUCCUCGAUUCAUCCGCCAUUUCAGUGUGCUGUGUUUGCCCACACCAUCAGAGUUGUGCCUCAAACAGAUCUUCAAGGCUAUCCUAAAUGGUUUCCUCAACGAGUUUGCAGGGGAAGUGAAGGCCUGCUCCUCUCACAUUGUAGACGCAGCUGUGGAGAUCUACAAUCGUUUGAGUUUGGAUUUGCUCCCCACUCCGGCAAAGUCCCACUACGUCUUCAAUCUCCGGGACCUCUCCAAGUGUGUUCAAGGCAGAUAUUUUGACAUUACUAUGGAACCGGAAAGCUUUGUGACACAUCCAAUUAUAUUUGGCGACUUUAUGAGGGUGGAUGUAGACAAAGAAUACCGCAUAUAUGAAGAUCUAACAGACAUAGAGAAGAUUCAGGCUGUUCUACAGGACUACCUUGAUGACUACAACACAACUUUCUCCAAGGAGACCAAGUUGGUGUUCUUCCAGGAUGCCGUUGAACAUGUCUCUAGAAUUGCCCGUGUGAUUCGCCAAGAGAGAGGAAAUGCACUUCUCGUAGGGGUGGGAGGCACAGGAAAGCAGUCUCUAACCCGACUAGCAGCUCAUAUGUGUGGCUAUCGGUGCUUUGAAAUCGAGCUAACCCGAGGCUACAACUAUGAGAGCUUUCAUGAAGACCUGAGGAGGCUGUAUAAAAUGGCUGGUGUGGAAGGCAAAGAUAUGGUUUUUCUCUUUACCGACACUCAGAUUGUGGUGGAAUUGUUUUUGGAAGACAUUAACAACAUGUUGAAUUCUGGUGAAGUGCCAAAUCUUUUUGAGAAGGAUGAGUUGGAACAAGUCCUGACAGCCACUCGGCCAAAAGCGAAAAAGGCUGGAAUAAGUGAAGAGAACCGGGAUGAGGUCUUCCAAUACUUCAUUUCUCGUGUUCGGGAGAAGCUGCACAUUGUGUUGUGCAUGAGCCCUGUAGGUGAUGCAUUUAGGUCCCGAUGUCGGAUGUUUCCUUCUCUCGUCAACUGCUGCACUAUUGACUGGUUUAUACAGUGGCCACGGGAGGCUCUGCUCUCUGUCUCUCAGGCCUUUUUCCAGAACAUAGACUUUGGCAGUGCUCCUCUAAAACAAAGCUUUUCCACCAUGUGUGUGGAGAUUCAUGUGAGUGUGUCCGACAUGGCUGAGCGCUACUACUCUGAGCUGAGACGCAGAUAUUACACCACACCUACCUCAUACCUGGAGCUCAUUAACCUCUACCUGUCCAUGCUUGGGACAAAGAAACAACAGUUAAUCCUUGCAAGGGACCGUGUGAAGAAUGGACUGACAAAGCUGCUUGAGACCAAUGAGCUGGUGGACAAAAUGAAAGUGGACUUGUCGGCUUUGGAGCCAGUUCUACAACAAAAGUCUAUUGAUGUUGAUGCUCUAAUGAAGAAGCUCUUUGUUGAUCAGGAGAAAGCUGAUGAGGUCCGUAGAGUAGUGAAAGAAGAUGAGGCUUUAGCUAAGUCCCAGGCAGAAGAAACUCAGGCCAUUGCUGAUGAUGCCCAAAGAGACCUGGAUGAGGCGCUGCCUGCUCUGGAGGGAGCCAAUCAGGCCCUGAACUCCCUGGACAAGGCUGACAUCUCUGAGAUCAAAGUGUUCACCAAGCCCCCAGACCUGGUCAUGACUGUCAUGGAGGCUAUCUGCAUCCUACUCAACUGCAAACCAGAUUGGCCAAGUGCUAAGCAGUUACUUGGAGAUUCAAAUUUCCUCAAACGUCUAACUGACUAUGACAAAGACAAUAUCAAGCCACAGAUCCUGCAAAAGCUGCAGAAAUAUGUCAACAAUCCAGAUUUCAUUCCUGAAAAGGUGGAGAAAGUUUCCAAAGCCUGCAAAUCGAUGUGCAUGUGGGUCAGAGCAAUGGAUCUGUACAGCAAGGUUCUGAAAGAAGUCGGCCCUAAAAGAGAAAAACUGGCCAAAGCACAAAAAGAACUGGAUGUGACUAUGGCAACCCUGAGGGAGAAACAGCAGAAGCUGAUGGAAGUGGAGAAUAAGAUCCGUGUUUUACAAGAGCAGUUUGAGAGCAGUGAGAGAGAGAAGGAGGAUCUUGUGAACACCAUGGCUCUAACACAGGCUCGUUUAACCAGAGCUGGGAAACUCACAUCUGCUCUGGGAGAUGAGCAGGUUCGCUGGGACAAGAGUGUUACCCAGUUUGAACAGGAGAUCAUCGACAUUGUGGGCAAUGUUUUUAUUGCUGCUGCCUGUGUGGCGUAUUAUGGAGCAUUCACCUCCCACUAUAGAAAGCUGCUUAUCGACCAGUGGAUAAAACAGUGCCAGGAACUGAAUAUUCCCAUCAGCUCCAGCUUCAGCCUGAUUAAGAUUCUGGGCGACCCUUAUGCGAUUCGUCAGUGGAACACAGAAGGUCUGCCUCGAGACACAGUAUCCACAGAAAACGCCAUCCUGGUGACGCAGGGCCGCCGCUGGCCUCUCAUGAUAGAUCCACAGGAUCAGGCCAACAGGUGGAUUCGUUCCAAAGAAGGCAAAAAUGGUUUAAAAGUAAUCAAAUUAACAGACCCAAAUUUUCUUCGUACACUUGAAAAUGCGAUACGUCUUGGCUUGCCUGUUCUCUUGGAGGAGCUUAAAGAGACACUGGACCCCGCUCUUGAGCCUGUUCUGCUGAAACAGACUUUUGUAUCAGGUGGACGAACUCUGAUCCGACUUGGGGACGCAGAUAUUGACUAUAACAAAAAUUUCAGGUUUUAUAUGACAACAAAAAUGGCUAACCCACAUUAUCUUCCAGAGGUGUGUAUCAAAGUCACUAUUAUUAAUUUCACGGUGACCAAGUCUGGCCUAGAAGAUCAACUACUAAGUGACGUUGUUCGCCUGGAGAGUCCCCAUCUGGAAGAGCAGAGGAAUGAGCUGAUUGUUCGCAUUAACAAAGACCGCAACCAGCUAAAAGACAUUGAGGACCGCAUACUGAAGCUACUGUUUACAUCUGAUGGAAAUAUACUCGAUAAUGAAGAGCUUGUUCAGACGCUGCAGGAGUCAAAGGUAGUGACAUCUGAGGCUAUAAAAGUUCGCCUAGAGGAAGCCGAGGCCACAGAGGUCAUGAUCAAUACAGCGAGAGAGCGCUACCGUCCCGUAGCCACCCGCGGCUCUGUAUUAUAUUUUGUUGUCGCCAGUCUCUCUGAAAUUGAUCCAAUGUACCAGUUCUCCCUCAAGUACUUCAAACAGCUGUUUGUCACCACAAUCGAGACAUCUGAGAAGAGCAGCAUCCUGGAGGAGCGUCUUCAGAUCCUACUGGACCAGAUCUUGUUGAAUUCCUACAUAAAUGUAUCCCGUGGUCUGUUUGAGCAGCACAAGCUCAUCUACAGUUUCAUGCUGUGUGUGGAAAUCAUGAGGCAGAGACGGGAGAUCUCUGAGGCCGAGUGGCAGUUCUUCCUCCGAGGAGCUGCCUCACUGGAUAAGGAAAACCCAGAGCGUCCCGAUGUGCCAUGGCUAAGUGAUUUUUACUGGAAGACUUGUUUCCAGCUUGAUCACAUCCUGCUCUGUUUCAAAGGCAUAUCCAACGAAAUCAUCAAGACUCACAUCAGUAUUAAACUAGGACGUUUUCAAGCAUCACUUAAUCCAGAGACCUGGGAGGGCUAUGUCACAGAUCUACUUCCUCUUGAGGAAUUUAAAAAGACCAAGGAAGGCGGAGUCAGGGGUCACUGGAAUGAGAGACUGGGGUCCUUCCAGAAAUUAAUCUUGAUAAAGAGCUUAAUGGAAGAGAAGGUUGUAUUCGCUACUACUGAGUUUGUGAUUGUCAAUCUGGGGAAACAGUUUGUGGAGAACCCUCCGGUCGACCUGGCCAGCCUGUACAACGACAUGUCUCCCUGCACCCCACUCGUGUUUAUCCUCAGCACUGGGUCCGAUCCCAUGGGUGCCUUCCAACGCUUUGCCAAAGAACGAGGCCAUCUUGAAAAGGUCGAGUCUAUUUCAUUGGGGCAGGGACAAGGGCCGAUAGCUGAAAAGAUGAUUCAUGGAGCAAUGGAAAGUGGGAACUGGGUUUUCCUUCAGAACUGUCACUUGGCUGUGUCCUGGAUGUUGGCAAUGGAGGAACUUAUCAAAACUUUCUCAGAACCGGAUACACGGAUCCAUGAAAACUUUCGCUUGUUCCUGAGCUCCAUGCCCACAAAAGUAUUUCCCGUCACAGUACUGCAGAACUCUGUCAAGGUGACGAAUGAGCCACCAAAAGGACUGCGAGCAAAUAUGAGAAGGGCCUUCACAGAAAUCACCACUAACUUCUUUGAGGACCACGUUCUAGGAAAUCACUGGAGGAAAAUUGUGUUUGGUGUAUGCUUCUUCCAUGCAAUAAUCCAGGAGCGGAAGAAGUUUGGCCCUUUAGGCUGGAACAUCCAUUAUGAGUUCAAUGAUAGUGACAGGGAGUGUGCUCUCCUUAACCUCAACCUGUACUGCAAAGAUGGCCCCAUCCCAUGGGACGCACUUGUUUACAUCACUGGUGAGAUCACAUAUGGAGGCAGAGUGACAGAUGCCUGGGAUCAGCGAUGCUUAAGAACCGUCCUGAAAGGAUUCUUCUCACCUCCAACUCUGAGUCCUGGCUACACUUACUCCUCCUCAGGGAUUUACUAUGCCCCAGAUUCUUGUCAUCUCAAGGACUUCAGGGAUUAUAUAGAAAGUCUUCCCAUUAUUGAUGAUCCAGAGGUGUUUGGUAUGCACGAGAACGCCAAUUUGGCUUUUCAGCGACAAGAAACUUUAUCUCUAGUCAGCACCAUACUGGAUGUGAACCCUCGGUCCUCAGCCAGUGAUGGGGCCAAGAGUAAUGAUGAAAUAGUCUGUGAGUUGGCUGAGUCCAUCUUGGAUAAACUCCCUGAGCAUCUGGACAUGAGUCAAGCUACAGAGUCCUUGUUUGUCCGAGAUGAACAUGGACGUCUGAAUUCACUCACGACGGUGCUGGGCCAGGAGACAGAUCGAUUCAACAAUUUACUGAAAGUGCUCAGGGCUUCUCUUGUAACUCUCCAAAAGGCCAUUGGGGGUCUGGUAGUGAUGUCUGAAGAGAUGGACCGUAUCUACACAAGCUUCCUCAACAACCAGGUCCCGAGCCACUGGGCGAACUCUGCAUACCCCUCCUUAAAAACACUCGCCUCAUGGGUCAAAGAUCUGGUGCUCAGGACAUUUUUUAUUCAGACUUGGAUCACACGUGGACAACCCAAAUCAUUCUGGAUCUCUGGGUUCUUCUUCCCUCAAGGCUUUCUCACUGGAGUGCUGCAGAACCACGCAAGGCAUUACAAUUUGCCUAUCGAUGAGUUGAACUUUCGCUUUAAUAUAGUGCCGCUCUACAGGGAUCAGGUGGUUGUGAGUGAAGUGAUACGAGGUCUCCCAGAAAAUGCUAAACUUGAUAUGGAUGAUGAGCUGCCUGAUCCGAAGGACGGAGUGCUGGUCCAUGGGAUGUUUAUGGACGCCAGCCGCUGGGACGAUGAGAACAUGGAGAUCGCAGAUGCUUUACCCCGAGAGAUGAACUCCAUGCUACCAGUGGUGCACUUUGAGCCUCAGCAGAACUACACCCCUGAUCCUGAAUUGUACCAGGCUCCUCUGUACAAGACGUCUGCUCGGGCUGGGACUCUCUCCACCACGGGUCACUCUACAAACUUUGUGGUGACAGUCUUGCUUCCUUCCAGCCGACCAAGUGAUUAUUGGAUCUCCAAAGCUUCUGCUCUGCUGUGUCAGUUGAAUGACUAG